GGUACCGGAAGUGUACGCAAUUUAAACCUUUCCCCUACCCACUGCAUGACAAAACUAUCGUCGGUACUGAGGUUUCGGGACCGCUGUUGUGGAGAUUUUAUUCUUUAUUGUGUAUGACUCCUCAAUCUGUCUUUGCAACGCCUUCAUUGAUUGAUUGAGGAAAACGUUGGACAGAGGACUGAGUCUUCAGAGUGGAAGGAUCUCAAUUGCAAAGUCUGAAUCUAGGCAUCCAUUCAGUUUGGUUGUGUUGCCCAAAGAGUGAAGUUAAACAUUGACUUCUAAAAGCAAGAACAAAGAUGGAGCUAAACAAUCAAACUUGUCAGUCCAUCGUCAAAGAGGAGGUUCUGGCAAAAGGCAAAUGGGCUCAGCUUUUCCAGACAACCUACAUCGACCCUGCUGGCAAAACCAGGGUAUGGGAAACGGUGAAAAGAACGACCAGGAAACCGAAUAGUAAAUGUGAUGGUGUAGGUAUACUGGCAGUGCUGAAAAGGACACUCCAUUACGACUGCUUGAUCCUGGUGAAACAGUUCAGACCACCAAUGGGAUGCUACUGCCUGGAACUCCCUGCCGGUCUCAUUGAUGAUGGGGAGACUGCAGAAGCAGCAGCCUUGCGGGAGCUGUUGGAGGAGACCGGAUACAAGGGAGAGAUCAGUGGCACUGGUCCAGUUGUCUGCAUGGAUCCAGGGCUGAGCAACUGCACAAUGCAGUUUGUGUCUGUUAAUAUUAAUGGGGACGAUUCAGAAAACAUCAAACCCAAGCAGAGACUGGAUGACGGAGGUACGUUUUAAAAUGUUUUUUAAAACCUUGGAUGUCUGGCUUGGCUAAAGUUUGUUGAAGUUAUUUUAAUUCCUUUGAAUGAACUUCGAAAGAAAAUUGAUGAAAUGCUCCAAAAUGAAAAUAUUAUCGUGGAUUCCCGAGUUUACAUCUAUGCAUUGGGUUUAACCCACGCAACAUCCAAGCCAGAUGUAUUGCCUGUUUUGAAAGCAUGAAGGUUGGGGUGGGGGGAGGGGGAAACGGGGUGGAGAUCUUCUUGCCUGGAGGUAAAACAGCUCUUGGAGGAAACUGUAAAGGAGGAAAAUAUUCCAUUUGAAGACAUUUAACCCCAUUAUUAUAAUCUGCUAUUAUGUAAAUUCCUACAAUAUUAAGCAUUGAUAGGUUUAGAAUUGGGUCUAGAGUAUCAAGACCUGCUUUAUUUUCAAAGGGAAUGUACUGUUAACUUGAAAGUCUCAUUAAUGACAUUUUGUCAGAGCUGUAGCUGUCCACUCAGGAUUUGCAAUGAGCAUGCAUAGAGUUGGAGAUAGUUAUGUUCUGGUUUUUUUUUCAAAUCCCUCCAUAGUGCAAUUAUAAAAUUGUAAGAUUCUCACUAGUGUGAGAUUGAUAAAUGACAAAUCAAGUUGAAUACAGUUGUUGCAUCUUCAUGAAAGAAAUUAUUUAAAGCUGCCAGGAAACUGGGUCUCGUGAGAGAGGAUGUGGCCAAACCCAAGACUUCCAUGAAUCUCAAAUUAGACAAAACCAUAAAGACAUAGGAGCAGAAUUUAAGCUAUUUUGCCCAUUGAGUCUGCUCCUCCAUUCCAUCAUGUCUAAUUUAUUAGUCCUCUUAACCCCAUAUUACACUGAGGUUGAAUUUAUCUUGGCCCAUUUGGUUUUCUGCUGUAUAAUGGGUUCCUGAUACCAUAUUCAGGCUGUUUGGGAAUGCACUGGAUAAAUUUCCCUUUGUCCGUUAAUGAAGUUCAGAUUCCCUCAGCUUCCCACCAUUCACCAAACCAGUUAAUCAUCAGAUUCCAUCAGCUGACAUACCAGUGCAGUGGAAGGAGUGGAUGCAGUCAGGGGUGCCAGCUUUUAGAUAAGACAGUAAUUUACACUGGGAUAGGGGCAGCACAUUCCACAGCAUUGACUGAUGUCCCUGAUACCCCAAUCUGUGUUUAUGCCUCUGUCAUUAUCUCAGUGCUAAGCACAAAUUGGUGUUACACUUCCAACCUUCCAGCUGUCUACCCUUCAAAAGCACUGAAUAGCACUGCAGAAUGUCUUCUGCUACUAAACCAUGCUAAAAACUAAACUGCUGGAGUUAGUCAGUGGGUCAGACAACAUCCGGGGAAGCAGGCCAAUGUUUUGGAUCAGACUGUGACACAUUUCUCUGCCUCCACCGAUGUUGCCUGACUCAUUUGUGUUCCUCCAGCAGUUUGUAUUCUUUAAGCUCCUGAUUUCAGCAUCGGCAGUCUCUAAAGAAAUGCAGGUCUGUUGAGGAUUUUUUUUUUGAAUGAAGCUGGUGCCACGUGGGCAAGAUUGCAAGGAAGAUUAUGAUGGGUCCCAUUUUUUUCAAAUCCCUGCAGUCCUGGACCAGACAACAUGUACACCUUCUCUCAGAACUCAGCUAGCCAUCAAUCAGUUUUUACUGUCUGGGACCAUUCCUUUUGCACUUGACUGACAGAUCUAUCAUUUAACAAUUCUGCAAUAAACCGCAAAGCAGUUUAAUCAAAAAAUGCAUUCCACCUGCUACAGAGGAUUCUUUUGCAAUGUUAUUAAUACAUUUAGCAAUAGAUUUCUUUCUGUGAGUGGCUCUUAAGAUGGCAUUUUAGGUAUGUAAUGUUAAAAUUGUUGCUUUAUGAAAGAAAGCAACUUUAACGUGGGUUGGUGUCACUGUUAAGUAUACAUUUUGGAAUAUAGCUGAAGAUGUUUUGUGAGGUUAUUGCACAAGGAUGUUACUUCCAGUCUAGUGUUAGGAGCAAACUGCUUGCUAUUUGAAUAGGAUAAGUAUAAUGUCCAAUUCACAACUCUGAACAGGUAAAUUAUGCAAAAUGUAACAUAGGAAAGGGGUUAAUAUGGAGGCUUAGUAUUUCCGAAAAUCUUGUCCGUCAUACUCAGUCUUUAUAUGACAGCUGUAUACUAGAUCAGCAUUUAGUUCAAUUGGUUAAGUUUGGUAAGCUCAUUGGAAGCAUGAAGAAUCUCAUAAUUGAAAUCAUUCCAACAGUUGACACUGACAAGUAUUGACUUCUGUACAAAAUUACUGUAAUACCUUCAUUAAAACACUAUAUAUAUAUAUAUAUAUAUAUAUACAGUUCUUGUUUCUCUCCGCAUGAUACCAAACAAAAUGUACUUGCAAAUUAUUGCCAAGUAGUUUUGUGGAAGAUUGGUUUUUCAAUCUCUAAACUUUGAGGAGUGUGCUACAUUUUAACACAUUUAGAAAGGUCAUUUACAACACCUACAGUUGCAAUUACCUGGUUUUCUGCAUUAAUUACUCAUAAAAUGUGGUCUGAUCUUCAUUUAAGUCACAAUAAUAGACAAACACAAUCUGCCUAAACUAAUAACACACAAUUGUACUUCUCGUCAUUACUAGGUACACCAUUUAAACAAUCAGUCUAGGUUCAAACAAGUAUGUGAACCUCUGGGGUAAUGCCUUCUACAAAAGCUAUUUGGAGUCAGCUGUUCCAAUUAAUCAGUUGAGAUUGGAGGUGUGGGUUGUUGUGGUACCCUGCCCUUUAAAAAAGACACAAAGUCAAGUUACUGACAGAGCCUGCGCUUCUCAAGAAAGAUCUCUUUAUGUACCCCAUGCCUUGAUCAAAACAACUUUGAGGAUCUUAGAAAAAUUGUAAAGAUGCGUGAAGCUAGAAAAGGCUACAAGAGCAUUUCUAAAGACCUGAGUGUUCAUCAGUCCACAACAAGAAAAAUUAUCUACAAAUGGAGGAAAUUUAGUACUUGUUGCUCCUCUCCCUAGGACUGGGUGUCCUGCAAAGAGUACAAUGUGCAAUGCUGAUGGAGCUGAAAAAGAACCCAAGGGUAACAGCCAAAGACCUGCAGAAAUCUCUAGAACUUGCUGAAGUCUGUGUUCAUGUGCCCACUACAAGAAAAGCUCUGAACAAGAGUAGUGUUCGUGGAAAGACAGCACAGAGGAAGCCACUGCUCUCCAAAGAAAACAAUGUUGCACGUCUCAAGUUUGCAAGGACCACCUGGAUGUUCCUCAUCGUUUCUGGGACACAGUUCUGUAGACAGCGGAGACAAAAGUUUAACUUUUGUUUGGGGCUGCUUUGCCUGGACAGCUUGCAAUCAAUAGGGAACAAUGAAUUCAAAAUUGUAUCAAGACAUUUUACAGGAGAAUGUCAGGGUAGCGGUCCAUCACCUGAAACUUAAUAGAAGUUGGAUGAUGCAACAAGACAAUGAUCUGAAACAUGAGUAAAUCAACAACAAAAAGAAGAAAAUUCAUGUUUUGGUAUGGCCCGGUCAGGAUCCAGAUCUUAGCUCAAUUGAGAUGCUGUGGCAUAACCUGAAGAGAGGGCUGUUCAUAUAAGGUACCUCAGAUAUUGAUGAACUGAAACAGUCUUGUUAGGAGGAAUGGCCUGAAGUUCCUUCAAGCCAAUGUGCAGGACUGAUCAACAGUUACCAAAAACGUUUGGUUGAAGUUGUUGCUGUACAAGGGUUUCACACCAGUUACUGAAAGCAAAGGUUCACAUACUUUUUCCAGCAAAUACAUGUAAUAUUGGAUCAUUUUUCUCAAUAAAUG
Molecule: messenger RNA, 4495 nt
Organism: Mobula hypostoma (lesser devil ray)
Lineage: Eukaryota; Metazoa; Chordata; Chondrichthyes; Myliobatiformes; Myliobatidae
Gene: nudt5
Product: nudix (nucleoside diphosphate linked moiety X)-type motif 5
Exons: 10
Coding region: 297-788 (163 amino acids)
Biological process (GO): ribose phosphate metabolic process; nucleoside phosphate metabolic process
Cellular component (GO): nucleus
Molecular function (GO): ADP-ribose diphosphatase activity
Source: RefSeq, a predicted model, not a curated record